AUGCCACCCUUCUUCCCGCGCAAAAGACUCUCUUCCCCGCCACCCACCUCGCCGCAGUCUAUUCCGACAAAGAAAGCCAGGCUUGCAGAUGUGUUGGACGCCGAUUCCAGAAAUAUCCCUGGGUUAAACAGAAAGAAGACAUUCUCCGUCGGCAGCGAUGACUCGGACUCAAGCCUUAGUGAAGUGGACAGCGACGAGUUCGAGGACGUGCCCGCACCAGUCACCCAACCCUCCCGUCCAGACCAGGAUGAUAGGGUCGAAGAUGAGGAUGAUGAGGACGAUGAAGAUAUAGAAUGGGAAGAUGCCGGUGGGGAGACGGUGCCGGGAUCCCCGGCGCAUACACCUCUGGCCGAUGGUCCGAUCGAACUGGUCUUCCGGAAAGACGAUAACGAGAUCGACUAUGGUACAUCGGCUGCGGCGACUGCAGGGAAGAAAGGUCCAACGAAGCGGGAGAAAGAGGUCAGAAUACGGGCUCAUAAGAUGCAUGUUCAGUUUCUGCUCUGGCAUAACGCGAUCCGGAAUAGAUGGAUCUCGGAUAAGACAGUUCAACAGACCCUGGUCCAGCAAUUGCCACCACAAAUCAGAAAGGAAGUUGACAAGUGGAAGAGGGCCAGUGGUCUUGUAGAACCGAACAAUGCGGAGACGCCGAAAGCAGAAAAUAGCAAACGGCGAGGGAAACAGAAGGAUGUCGAUCCAAGGAAAGAGCGGGACUGGGGACGACCGAGUCAACGUCUCGAGCAGGGCAAAGCUGACAUGAGCAACGGCGAUCCUUUGAUAUCCUUGAUGAAAGUCUUGUCCGCGUAUUGGAAAAAGCGGUUUGCGAUUACUGCGCCAGGCCUGAGGAAGCGUGGCUAUGGGACCAAACAGGCCUUGAAGCAGAUCAUUUACUCGUUCAGAAAUGACGAGCAUGAUGUCGAGGAACAUGGAGAGCGCAUACGCAACCUCGAUGAGUUUCGCGAGGCUGCAAGAAGAUGUGAAGGAUCAAGGGAUGUAGGUGCUCAACUCUUCACCGCUUUGCUCAGAGGCCUAGGAAUUGAAUCCAGGCUGGUUGCAAGUCUACAGCCUUGUGGGUUCGGAUGGACAAAGGCUGAACAAUAUGUAGCCCGGAAGCCUGGAAAAUCCAACGAGGCAGACACAUCGUCCGAGGACUCUGAUCUGGAAGACUCAAGGUCGAUAUCGGAGAUCACAAAGUCCCGAAGUACCAAGGGACCGCUGCAACGACAGAGAAAACAAGUCCUGAAGAAGUGGAAAGGUGGUGGAGCCACCAGCGACCCUAUCAAUCUCGACUCAGACGUCGUCGAGAGUAACGAAGGAGAUGAUGGCGGUGUGAAUGACGACGACUCUGUCAUGGAUGUUACUCCGUCGAUGCCGAAACGGCGCCCACAGAAGUAUGACCGCGAUCAUCCGUUCCCAAUUUACUGGACUGAGGCCAUAUCUCCCAUUACAAAUAAAGUCCUUCCAGUUUCGCCUCUGGUCCUUAUGUCCCCGGUUGCUUCCACGCCUGAGAUCUUGGCUACUUUCGAGCCUCGUGGGGUCAAAGCCGAGAAGACGAAAGCCGUUAUGGCUUAUGUCGUGGCAUAUUCGCCCGAUGGUACUGCAAAAGAUGUUACGGUCCGAUAUCUGAGGAAGAGAAUAUGGCCCGGCAAGACAAAAGGCUUUCGCUUUCCCGUCGAAAAGAUUCCAGUCUACAAUAAACAUGGCAAAAUCAAGAGAUACGAGGACUCUGACUGGUUCAAACGUGUCAUGAGUGCUUAUGUACGUCCGGAUCUGAUGCGAACGGCUGUCGAUGAUGUGGAAGAGUCGUCCGAUCUCGUUCCGCAACUGCCGGAGAAGAAAGAUAUCAAAACGGACGUGGACACGCUUCAGAGUCUGAGGUCUUCGGCCGACUUUGUACUCGAGCGUUUCUUACGGCGCGAAGAAGCCUUUAGGCCCGGUGCGAAGCCAGACCGGAUAUUUGUGUCUGGGAAAGGUGAAAACCUGAAGGAAGAGCCAGUCUACCGCCGCAGCGACGUAGAAAGAUGUUUAACCGCGGAGUCAUGGCACAAAGAAGGCCGAAGACCAAAGGCAGGCGAGACUCCGCUGAAGCUUGUACCCGUACGGGCUGUGACCCUUACCAGGAAGCGUGAAGCUGAAGAGCAUGAGAGGCAAACGGGACAGAAACAGAUGCAAGGUCUGUACUCUUGGGAUCAGACCGAAUACAUCAUUCCGCCUCCGAUCGAAAACGGCGUUAUCCCGAAAAACGCAUAUGGAAACAUCGACUGCUUCGUGCCUAGCAUGGUCCCGAGAGGAGCCGUUCAUAUCCCUCUCAGGGGGACUGUACGAAUAUGCAAGAAGCUAGAAAUCGACUAUGCUGAAGCGGUGACUGGAUUCGAGUUCGGCAACAAGAGAGCAGUACCGGUGUGUACGGGUGUUGUCGUUGCCAAAGAAAACGAGAAGGCUGUCAGAGCAGCCUGGAUCAAAUUCAAUGAAGAGCAGAGGAAGAAAGAGGAGAGCAAGAUGGAAAAGCUGGUGUUGGAUCUAUGGCGGAAAUUUGUCAUGGGUCUUAGGAUCCGCGAACGAGUGCAAGACACUUACGGAGACGUUAUGGCUGACCACUCCGACCUCACUCGUGGCAUGACCAUGGAGCAGCCGAUCAGUGUCGACGACGAUGAUGAUAUGCCAGGAGAAGCAUUACCACAUGCCGAUGACGACUACGCUUUCGGUGGCGGCGGGUUCAUCGUGGAUGAUGACGAACCAGCUGUACCUGAAGAUCUAGAGAUGGUGCACCAUGAGGAACCGACUGGGACGAACAAAGGGAAAGGCAAGGAACGAGCGAUUGCAGAAUAUCCCACACCCACUUCGAUCUCGCCCCUCAAAGCCCCCAUGCGACGACAACGGCCGUCUCUCCUUCGUGCUGCUGGCGAAAGCCAAAGCUCCGAGCUUUCUUCCAUGGCGAGCGACGAUGACCUUGCUGAACAGUCCGAAGGAGUGGACGAUGUCUCGGAUGAAGAGGAAGAGUUUUCAGAGGCGAGAGAAGAGAGGUUGAUCGAAGUAUCUAUUCCUGGGCCUCGACUGCGGGGGUCGAGGAAAAUCCGACCAAACCAGCCCAGUUCUCCGGGCGACAAUAGCGAAUCCGACGUGUCCGAUGACUCUGAGCCGCCCCUGUCCAUGGAUUUGGAGGGAGAAGAUGAUGAGGAGGAAGACGAAUAUGACUACAAGCCAACAAAAGAAACUGCUCGCAAGGCUAAAGCUCAGAAGAAGGUCGCGUCGCCACCACAACGAAGGACGAGGAAUGCUGCCAGAUCAGUGCGCUCCAAGGCUGCCGUCGAGGCCACGGUCCAGACUGUCCAAGAAAUCUCGGAAGACGACAUCGUCACGCCACGGACGAAACGGACAUCGCGGCGAUUAAGAAGGGAUAGCACCAUUGUGAGGAGCCCAUAUUUUGAGGCUUAG
This is a messenger RNA of Capronia coronata CBS 617.96, 3432 nucleotides long. RefSeq lists its product as uncharacterized. Gene Ontology annotation, biological process: nucleotide-excision repair; mismatch repair. The coding region runs from base 1 to 3432 and encodes 1143 amino acids. The transcript has a single exon. Gene Ontology annotation, cellular component: cytoplasm; nucleotide-excision repair factor 2 complex; XPC complex. NCBI's taxonomy places the organism in Eukaryota, Fungi, Ascomycota, Eurotiomycetes, Chaetothyriales, Herpotrichiellaceae. The record is from RefSeq and is a predicted model, not a curated record. Gene Ontology annotation, molecular function: single-stranded DNA binding; damaged DNA binding.